Messenger RNA from Lotus japonicus, 1418 nucleotides. Its product is annotated as probable 3-ketoacyl-CoA synthase 21. NCBI's taxonomy places the organism in Eukaryota, Viridiplantae, Streptophyta, Magnoliopsida, Fabales, Fabaceae. The coding region runs from base 1 to 1362 and encodes 453 amino acids. Gene Ontology annotation, cellular component: membrane. The record is from RefSeq and is a predicted model, not a curated record. Gene Ontology annotation, biological process: fatty acid biosynthetic process. Gene Ontology annotation, molecular function: acyltransferase activity, transferring groups other than amino-acyl groups. The transcript has a single exon.
AUGAAACAGUACACUUUCUAUUCCUCAUCAUUGGAAAUGUUGAUACAAUUCAUCAACAACCUUAUUAUUUCUCCUUCCCAUAUUUUUGCAAUGCUUUUGUUAGCAGGUAUAGCAAUCAUCUACUUUGCAUUCAGAAGAAAAGUAUCCUUUUACUUGAUAGACUUCACCUGCUACUGUCCACCCAGUUCAUAUAGGCUACCAAUAGCCAUGUUCAAAGAAAACACUCUUGUUGAAAACAUGGAUCCAGAGGCUGUUGAUUUCCAAUGCAAGAUCAUAUCAAAAUCUGGAUUCAGUGAACUAACAUCAAUUCCCCAAUCUCUUGCUCAAGUCCCCAAAAUAAAAUCCCUCACAUGUGCCCUUGAGGAGGCUGAAACAACAAUAUGUUCAGCAAUCACAGAACUCUUUCAGAGAAAUAACAUCAACCCAAAAUCCAUUGACAUACUCAUUACAAACAGCAGCGUCUUCUGUCCUACCCCAUCUCUCAGUGCCAUGGUGGUUAACAAGUUCAAGAUGAGGAGCAACAUCAUGAGCUUCCACCUCUCAGGCAUGGGAUGCAGUGCUGGAAUCAUAUCAGUGAGUCUGGCUAAAGAUUUAUUGAGAGUUCAUCAGAAUUCACUAGCUUUAAUAGCUAGCACAGAGACACUGAGUUUAAAUUGGUACACAGGGAAAGUCCCUUCCAUGCUGCUAACUAAUUGCUUAUUCAGAAUGGGUGGAGCUGCUAUAUUAAUGUCUAGCAGGAGACAAGAUAAGCAUAAGGCAAAGUAUGAGCUGAAGCAUACUGUUAGAACAAUCAAUGCACAUGAUGAUCAAUCUCAUGGCUGUGUCAGCCAGGAAGUGGAUCCAGAGAACAUUGAAGGUGUGUCGAUAUCAAAGAACAUUGUCCAAGUGGCUGGAAAUGUUCUGAAGAAAAACAUAGCUUCACUUGGACCAUUGGUUUUGCCAUGGAGGGAGCAAUUCUUGUUUGUUUUUUCCAUUGUUUGUCAGAAACUGUGGAGUGCAAGCAUCUACACUCCGAAUUUCAAUCACGCUUUUGAUCAUUUCUGCAUACAUUCAGGGGGGCGAGCCGUUAUACAAGCCAUGGAAAGAAACUUGAGGUUGAGGAAACAGGACGUUGAACCGUCAAACAUGACUCUUUACAGGUUUGGAAACACUUCAUCUGCUUCAAUUUGGUAUGAGCUGAGCUACAUAGAAGCAAAAGGGAGGAUGAAACGGGGUGAUACGGUGUGGCAAAUUGCCUUUGGAAGUGGAUUCAAGUGCAACAGUGCAGUGUGGAAAUGUCUAUGCGAUGUGAAACCAGAUACCACCAGUGCAUGGAGGGAUACAAUUCACAAUUACCCUGUAGAUAUUGUGAGAACAAACUGAUAUGAAAAUUGAAUGAGUGGGUCAUUGUACACAUUUUGUUUUAGGCUGGAUUUGAA